This is a messenger RNA of Venturia canescens, 3074 nucleotides long. It is a transcript of the gene nord, whose product is annotated as nord. The record is from RefSeq and is a predicted model, not a curated record. The coding region runs from base 534 to 2213 and encodes 559 amino acids. The transcript is spliced from 7 exons. Lineage: Eukaryota; Metazoa; Arthropoda; Insecta; Hymenoptera; Ichneumonidae.
CGUUUCACUCGUUCUCGUUCUCUCUCGCGCUCUUUCUCUCUCGUUCUCCGUCCCGCUCGUUCCCUCGCAAAGAAGGGGUUUGUCGACGAGAAAGCAAGUCGAGGCUUUCGACUUGGUCUCCUUACGAAGCCGAGCACACAACAGUUGCGAGCGUCGUCGCGAGAGUUCUAGGCCUCUCCGGUCUGCCCUCGAGUCACCCGAGUCCUUGUUGCGUUGGCGCUAAACACACUCGUCCUCGAUCGAUCUUCCCGAUGAAAAAUAUCUCCAUUUCGUUGCGAUAAAACGAGCAAAACUUCAAUUUUUUCAUCCGAAAGAAGCAUCCUUGGCCUUGACAAUAUCUUGAGCACUCUCGUUGCCCUUCAACGUUCCUCCGCCUCUCGAGAGUGUCGUCGUUCACUUCGGAAGCGUUAAUUCCUCAGUGCAAUCACUCGCUUCGUCCCAGUGUGCCGGUGCUUGUGUAAAUCCCUCGUGCUCGUCCACCCCGAUUUUUCACCGCGUCGCGACGAUCGCUAUCCGCGACAAGCUCGAUCGGGAUGCUUCGAAAAUUGGAUUUAAUGGUUCUCGUGUUACUUCCGGUGAUUCUGAGCCACCGGAAAAAUCAAGGAAGUGCUCGGAGCGAAGACGUUCUCCUGCUGCAACAGAGACGCGGCUUUAAGGGAAGCCCACGGCCGUACGGCAUCGACAGACCGACCAGGGUCGAAGAGUUCAACAGAACUGACGUCAUACAUCCGGAGUAUCAGAUACCGGCCACUCUCCAACCCGGAAACGUGUCCAAGUUCUAUUAUUUGAGUCCUCGCGAUGGGCCACCGUUGACACUGCUCGUGACACCGUGUAAGGGCCCGAUAUCGUGGACGGUUAGUUCGGUUGGGCCUCCGGACGAGGAUCAUCAUCAGAGCACCGGAGCGAGAUCUCAGACAACGUGGCCCGUUAAAACUCUUAUUUCUGGCUCGCCCCUGUUCACAUACGAGGGCGAGGAUGCCCAAAAUUUCACGAUCCCGAAGGUACGAGCUGGCUUGUACAGACUCGAGAUCAAAUCGCUCGUUGAAAACACCGACUUAACGGAUAAAUCACCGAAUACCGUACUUCUCUACGUAACCUCGAGCGAUCUCGAUCAUCUUCCUGCUAGAUCUUCCAACGUAAUUGGAGGCAAACAGCGUCACGGUACUCUCAGAUUUCAACAGAGAAGAAGUCCACGACGACUGACAGUUUCUUGGAGCAAGAGCCAAGUGGAUCCUCAUCUGUCGAGUUACUGCCUCGCGGUAACUUCGGGCACUUCUCACCCAAAGACUCUCUGUGCAGCCGAAAACGUUCUCAAAAGUUAUCCUCGAAUGAACACUAAAGGAAUUUCGAAAGAACAUCGCAGUGUCCCGGAGGGUCUUCAUUGCCUUCAUCAAACCAGGCUCACAUUGCACGGCCUCAGAUAUAACGCAACUUACAAUUUCACCCUCUACGUGGUCAGCACAAGAAACAACGUUUCUACGAGGGUUGCAACGGAGAUGAUGAAGUUUCGAAGAACGCCCGCGCAGACGUUGCGAACAGGGCGGUACGUGACCGCUAAUCUUCGGGAAAAUGACGGUUUUAUUAAUUUUCGUUAUCGACCACAAGAAAACGCGACUACGGAGUUUCACGUUUUGCCUUGCGGGGACGGAAUCGUCAGAGCGAAACUCAAAGGACCAGGAAUCGUGAGGAAAAAGGAAGUUAUUGGCCACGCAUCCCUCACAGCUCCGUCACUCCCACCUGGAAAACGCUACACCUUAAGGGUUUCAGCGACCCCUCAAGAAUUAGUGAGAAUGUCGAAAGUCAAGGUCUUGGCCACACAGGAAGGCUCGAUCGUUUAUCCGGAGGUACCGUCGAGGAGUGCACCGAGAGAAUAUCGUUCGUUGAAGAAAUGCAACGAAGUGACAGUCGGAGUGGAGCCAGCCGGUGCAGCAAAAUAUUGCAUUCUGGCUCGCGAGUUGCGGGGUUCCCCAUCGUCUGCAGGGAUCGCGAGUAUUCCCGAUCAAUGUGGUUUGCAUCGUCGUCGGAGAUCGGAGUUUACGUUCGAGAAAUGCAAGGAAAUAACGAGUCCGCCAGAAAACCGUGCACUUCCGUUCACCGUCUCGAAACUUCAGCCAGGGAAAACUUAUCUCGUUCAAGUAACCGCCCAACUCAAAGGACAGUCCUUGUCGUAUCCUCUGCUCGAUGUGCGCACACGAAGAUCCUGUCGACCUUGAUAAUGACCGUCACUAUUUUUUCCUUCGAGUCUGCUAUUUUCGUCGCGAAUUAUUCAAACUUGAGACAAAUUUUUUACUAUCGAUGCACCAAAAAAAUGGCAUUUGUUAUUGCUUCAACGCAUAAACUGCACUUCGGGGCAAAUCUCAAUGAGAAGUCAUGCAUUAUUCUCGAUUUUUUUUUUUUCUAUGACAGGAUAUUCGGCAAUGAAAAAUCAUUUGAAAAGAAACGGAGGCUCAAAAAAUCACUGCUCGUUGGUUCAAAUCGAAGGAAAAACAAGCGUUUCAAAGUAAAAAGUGAAAAUGAGUCUGCGGCCGAAGGAUUGAACGACAGGCACGUUCGAUCGAUUGAAUUAGUAAACGUUUCGUGAAAGAGCCUUGUCUCUCUAUUGUCCAAGAUGAGAAACUAAACGAUCGCAGUUAUUGCGAGGACUCGAAAGAUGGAAAUAUUUUCAAAAUAAGCAAGAUUCCUGCAACGAAUCUCUGUAAAUAUUCGAGUAUGGAUGUGGCAUGUGUGACUUAAUAAAAUAAAAGAGCAGAGGAGCGAGUACCUCUGGCGAUCGGGUCGAGAACGUAUAGUCCAACUUUGAGGAUUUUCUGCUGUCACGAAAAAAACGAAGAAGCGACGUUCGAAGCAGUUAUUCGUAGUUAUUGAGAUCGUCGCUGCUUUUCACGUUCACUAUCGUUUCGUUAAAUCCAUCAUUCGAAAAAGUCUGCCUCCUGCUUCGGACGUUUAAAGAAAAUCCUCAAAAAAAUGGUUGCGCGUUAAAAAAAAAUGAAUUAACAUUUUGCGUGUACUCCGCUCGAGCCGUGUAUAAAACGAUUAAAUUUUUUUCCAAAUAAAUUAAGCUAUUGAAAUAACAA